GUUCUAGCUGAAAACCAUGUCCUCCGAAACACUCUCACCUGUCUCGGCGCCUACUACCCUCUACUCACCAGAUAAACAAAUCCGUCUGACACCACCCACAUGCGCCGAAGAUGAACAAGUAUCUGUCCUGCGUUCCGACCCCAUAGUCCGACGUUACCUCCGCUUCAUGCCCCCCAUCACCGUCCCAGAAGUCACUCAACGGCGUCUCACCCGCUCACAAGACCCGCGCAUCCUCGACUACAACGUCUUCCUCGGCGAUACCACCGAGCUCAUCGGCAUGACUGGCGUCUUCAACAUCGACACCCUCCAGAAAUCGUGCGAGGCGGGGAUUGUCAUGGCUUCCAACGUGCAGGGAAAGGGAUUGUCGACCAAGGUGUUCUAUACACUUUUGAAGGAUGUAUUUGAAAUGCGGGGGUUUCACCGGGUGACGUUUGAGACGGGGGAGGACAAUGCACCUAUGAGAGGGUGGCUAGAGAAGGUGGCUGGUGCGAGAUUAGAGGGGAAGAGGAUAGAGGCUUGGGUUGAUAGCGUGAAUGGAGGCAGGACGAAUGUUUGCAGUUACGCUAUCCUGGAGUGGGAAUGGAGGGGAAAAGUCAAGGAUGCAUUAGAGAAAAAGAUGGGGAUUGUAAGUCAUUAAUAUAAAGGGCUUUAUUGAAGUACCGUGUUACAGAUAGAAAAAAUCGCUUGUCCAUGUAAUGGUCCUUAAGAAAGUCCAAUUGAAUCCGGAUGGCUCUCGUGCAUCAUAAGCCACCACGGUUCCCUGAAAUUCUCCGUACACAACUCUUCAAUAUCCAAAUGCUCAUUCAACAAAUCCGACUCUUGCUUCUUCAGAAACUCGACUGUAUCCCCAUGCGAAAGGAACCUCUUCAACCCAACCCUCAUCUCCGCUCUCGCCGAAACAAUCUUACACAAGGCCUCCUUCAAAUUCAUUUGCCUUCGGUCGCUUUUGGCUGUCAUCGCUAGAGUUUCGAGUUUAGGCCAUAGCGGUGGGUCGGAAGAGAAGGCAGCGGCGAGAUGCUUGAGGUGGAAUAGAGGUGCUUCGGGAAUG
Molecule: messenger RNA, 1048 nt
Organism: Coprinopsis cinerea okayama7#130
Lineage: Eukaryota; Fungi; Basidiomycota; Agaricomycetes; Agaricales; Psathyrellaceae
Exons: 1
Coding region: 17-637 (206 amino acids)
Molecular function (GO): acyltransferase activity, transferring groups other than amino-acyl groups
Source: RefSeq, a predicted model, not a curated record